This is a messenger RNA of Capsaspora owczarzaki ATCC 30864, 369 nucleotides long. RefSeq lists its product as hypothetical. The transcript is spliced from 2 exons. Gene Ontology annotation, biological process: regulation of actin filament-based process. The record is from RefSeq and is a predicted model, not a curated record. The coding region runs from base 40 to 285 and encodes 81 amino acids. Lineage: Eukaryota; Filasterea; Ministeriida; Capsasporidae.
AGCUCAUUUCUCAAAACAAAGACAAACCAAACAACCAGAAUGAACGUUGACCACGAAAUCGGACUGUUGAAGGAGGAGAUCAAACGUCUCGGCGCCAAGAACGCCAGCGGCCAGUACUCUGUCAAGUACGGCGUGCUGUUCAAGGACGAUCGUGUGGCCAACAUCUUCGAGGCACUGCUGGGCACGCUCAAGAGCGCCAAGAAGCGCAAGAUUGUCGACUUCAAGGGCGAGAUGCUGCUUCAGGGCGUCCACGACGACGUCGAUGUCAUUCUGCUGCAAGAAUAAACCGUCCUGGAGCGCAGAUGAUCGUCUCUCGCUCAGGUCAUUGUGUGCAUCUGGUUCAAAGGAAUUGCAGAUUUUGAAAGUCCA